AUGCAAAGAUAUUUGAUAAUCGGUUCAGUCGCUUGUAAGCUUUCUUCGAAAUGGGUUGCCCCGCAAAUUUCCUGCUCCUCGUUCAGAAUUUACUGUUGAUUCUGUUGGUCUUUAUUAUUUUUGGGAUCGGCAUUCCCAGCUACGUCGAAGUGGGUGGAUUAUUUCGUAUCAUUUUCAAUCUGCUGCUAGCCGUUCUCUUACUUUGUUCUGUACUAACAAUAUGGAGGCUGUUUUUUUUUGAAUUGAAUAAUAUUUAUAAGCAAUCCAAACAGGAAGCCCUGUGCCACCUCUUGCUGUUGGUUAUCUUUGGAGUGACUUACUAUUUCCUUUGGACGGGAAUUCAGGACCACAAGUCCAAUUGGCAGAACCUGGCUCACGCGUGGACUGAUCUAAAGUCUAACAACAACACGGCUGCAAUGUUCCGUUGGCAGGAGAAGUUCAAUUGCUGCGGCUUUAUGGACCCCGAGUACUAUAUAUACAUGAAUUUGGGAAAGCCAAAAUAUUUGCCCGAAAGCUGCCUGCAUGAUGAGAGCAACGUGAAGGAAUCAUGCUUCAAGGUAUUCAGAGAUCAGGAUUUCACCUAUUACGCCAUCGUUGUUGGGAUCUUGUGUGCUUAUAUAGUUAGCAAAUUUCUGCUUGACUAUGUUAAAUGCAGGAUGAGUACGGAUUUAUCCGAGGGCCGGUUUCCACUUACCCAAGAUAAUACGAACUAAUUCAGGACUUAUUUCAGAUGACUUCGCGUCAUGGGAUGUGGUGUCUAAACAAUAUUGUAUUUACCAAAUUCUAUACUCUGUGCAUUACUGUUAGGCUUAUUUACACACGUCGGCAUAAGUUUUUUUGACAAAAAUUAUGCACUGCAUAUUUGGUUGUAACUUUUGAUUUUUUUUAAGUAGAAAGUAUAUUUAUUUAUCGUAGAUAGGUAUUAUAUUAAGCUUAUAAAAAUAUGUAUAAAGUAUGAU
Messenger RNA from Drosophila miranda, 959 nucleotides. RefSeq lists its product as uncharacterized. The record is from RefSeq and is a predicted model, not a curated record. Bases 51 to 713 code for a protein of 220 amino acids. The transcript has 5 exons. Lineage: Eukaryota; Metazoa; Arthropoda; Insecta; Diptera; Drosophilidae. Gene Ontology annotation, cellular component: membrane.